Messenger RNA from Trichomonas vaginalis G3, 972 nucleotides. RefSeq names its product protein of unknown function, DUF4106 family. The record is from RefSeq and is a predicted model, not a curated record. The transcript has a single exon. Lineage: Eukaryota; Parabasalia; Trichomonadida; Trichomonadidae. The annotation marks the transcript as partial.
AUGGAAGAAAUAGUUCAGCAACAACAGCUAGAAGAGCCUGAAGGAAACGAACAAGUCCCUCCUUUGGAAACUAACUUCACAGAACUAGAUGAAGAUUUGGAACAGCCGAAAAAUCUUGACCCUCAACAAGAGUAUGCGGAGAAUAUGGAAUAUUUCCAAGAGUCUAAAAAAAAUUCGGCUGACAUAGUAGAAGAAUAUCGAAAAAUGUUUGCCGACAUACAAAAGACUCCAACACCAGAUGAAAAUAUUCAGCAUAGAAUGGAAGUACUGAAAGAAAAUGUACACAAAUACAACAACCCUUUUUACUUACGAGCAUUUAACGUUCAAUCUUCGGAUGAACUCGGUGAAAAUAAAAGGUUAAAUUUCAAGAAAACAUAUAGAAAUGAAACAUUGUUUAAAGUUCAUUCAGAACCUAACCAAGAUGGAAACAAACCUACUUUUGUUUCUGCAGACGAUGGAACUACAAUGAGAUGGGGUCAUAAAGCUAAUCCGGAUAGGUGGUUCAUAAACUUACAACCACAAUUCCAAGAAGUUGUAGACGCAAUGGAAGUCAAUGGUGAACCAGAUAUAGCUGGUAUUUUAAGCGCGGCUUUAAUGCCAUUGAAAGAUAUGAAACAUGCAGAUAUUUUGGACCAGUAUGAAAUGAACAUGGCUGAUGGAAAUAUAACACCUGACGUUCUAGAACAUUUAUCUCAAAGAACUACACAGAACCAUAGAGAUGGUAUAUUUGGUGAAGAGUUUAGAAAGAAAGUUAGGGAGAGAGAAGGAAGAGAACCUAUUGUACAUGACCUUGCAAACGAAAGUUUACAAAAUGUCAUAAAAACUUACUUUGCAGACGAUGAAUCGAGAAGGGAUGAAUAUUUAAGAAAACUCAAAUGGACAGUACCAAAUGAAAUGUUAGUAUUGAAAAACAUGUUCCUUGACAAAAUAAAACCAACUACAGAAAUAAACGACGCAAGACUGAAAGAUUGG